Molecule: messenger RNA, 375 nt
Organism: Phytophthora infestans T30-4
Lineage: Eukaryota; Oomycota; Peronosporomycetes; Peronosporales; Peronosporaceae
Exons: 2
Coding region: 1-375 (124 amino acids)
Cellular component (GO): cytoplasm
Source: RefSeq, a predicted model, not a curated record
AUGCGCUGCCACUACGAGGUCCUCGCUGUAGCUCGUGAUGCGUCGGCGGCGGAGAUCAAGAAGGCUUUCCGUCUAAAGGCAUUGAGGUGGCAUCCAGACAAGCAUCAACAGAACGGCAUCUCGAGCGAAGAGGCUACAGAGCAAUUCCAAACCAUUCAAAAUGCCUACGAGGUGCUGAGUGAUCCGCACGAGAAAAAAUGGUACGACGAGCACCGUGAACAGAUUUUACGCGGUGGAGACGGCAACGAAGACGGAGACGACGAAGAUGAGCUCAAUUUGUUCCGGUACUUCAGUGCGUCGGUCUAUUCGGGCUUUGGGUCGGACGCCAAAAGCUUCUACUUCGUGUACGGUGAACUCUUCGCCAAGGUGCAUUGA